UGACCAUGAAUCUAGGCGACAGAAGCCACAAUGAGCUAUUGUUCAUCAAUUUCAACCAAGACUUUAGCUGUAUAUCCUUAGGUUCAAAGCGAGGAUACAGAAUAUAUAAUUGCGACCCAUUUGGCAAAUGCUACUCCAAGUCUGAGGGCGGUACUGGCAUUGUCGAAAUGUUGUUCUGUACUUCACUUGUUGCAUUGGUUGGCGCUGGGGAUGAGCCUACAUUCUCCCCGAGACAUUUACAAAUCAUCAAUACAAAGAGAGAGUCCACCAUUUGCGAACUCAGCUUUCCUACCUCAAUCCUGGCUGUGAAAAUGAAUAGGCGCCGACUGAUUGUCGUUUUGGAAGAACAAAUAUUUGUAUAUGAUAUCAGCAACAUGAAACUUCUUCACACAAUCGAAACUAGUCGCAAUCCUGAUGCCAUCUGUGCACUGUCGCCUUCUAGUGAAAACUGUUACAUUGCAUAUCCUUCUCGUUCAUCCCCAAUCUCUCCUUUUGAAACCAACCAGCAAACCACUCAGUCUUUCUGUACUACUGGUGAUGUCGAAAUCUUUGAUGCUAGUACACUUACCUUGGUGAAUAUCGUGCAGGCCCAUAAGAGUCGUAUAAGCUGUAUCACCAUGAAUGCAGAUGGCACUUUGUUGGCAACAGCAAGUGAAAAGGGUACUGUUGUUCGCGUAUUUUCGAUCCCAGAUGCCAACAAGGUUUACCAGUUUAGACGUGGAUCUUACUCUGCAACCAUAUAUUCAAUGUCAUUCAAUCUUGUGAGCUCUCUCUUAUGUGUCUCCAGUGACACCGAGACAGUGCAUAUUUUUAAACUUGCACCUGGCACUUUACCAAACUCAAAUGGAAAUGGAAACGGAAAUGUUUUGAAUGGUAACAGUAAUGGAGGAUACAAUACAAUUUCAACCAACAGCAACAACAACAAUUCCAACAACAAUUCCAACAAUAAUUCCAACUCAAACGGUCAAAAUGGAGCUGAACAGAGAGGCCGAAGUGCAAGUGUUGGACAAAUGUUGCGAAGGUCUUCUCUCCAUUUCGGCCGUGGAAUUGCUGGUAGCGUUGGUUCAUACUUACCAGAGAUGAUAACCGAGAUUUGGGAACCAUCCCGUCAUUUUGCUUCACUUAAAUUACCAAGCGCGGGUGUGCGUAGUUUGGUGGCUCUGAGCAGUACUACUCCACAAGUAAUGGUAAUCACAUCAGAAGGCUAUUUUUACCAAUACAACAUUGAUCUGGAGAAUGGUGGUGAAUGUGUACUCUUGAAGCAAAACAGUUUAUUGGAAGUAGGAGAUGGUUCGGAAGGGGAUAUUCCUGAAUAGUAUUCUCAUUUGAUAUGUAUAUAUCUUUUUAUUAUUAUUAUUAUUUUGCAGAGUAACAUUUCUUCUUCUAAUUCUUUAGUUCCCCUCACCCACAAUUUUGUUUUUUUUUAAAAAAAAAACUUCUUAUAUUUCCUUCCCUUGUCUCUUGCUUGUAAGCAAUAUCUAAUCAAUGAUACACAAUUAUUUUGAACAUGC
Molecule: messenger RNA, 1511 nt
Organism: Phycomyces blakesleeanus NRRL 1555(-)
Lineage: Eukaryota; Fungi; Mucoromycota; Mucoromycetes; Mucorales; Phycomycetaceae
Exons: 7
Coding region: 6-1316 (436 amino acids)
Biological process (GO): protein localization to phagophore assembly site; autophagy of mitochondrion; nucleophagy
Cellular component (GO): phagophore assembly site membrane; cytosol; extrinsic component of membrane
Molecular function (GO): phosphatidylinositol-3,5-bisphosphate binding; protein binding; phosphatidylinositol-3-phosphate binding
Source: RefSeq, a predicted model, not a curated record